Dioscorea cayenensis subsp. rotundata (Guinea yam) is the source of this 1870-nucleotide messenger RNA. RefSeq names its product pentatricopeptide repeat-containing protein At5g48730, chloroplastic. Gene Ontology annotation, molecular function: protein binding; mRNA binding. The coding region runs from base 169 to 1695 and encodes 508 amino acids. Lineage: Eukaryota; Viridiplantae; Streptophyta; Magnoliopsida; Dioscoreales; Dioscoreaceae. The transcript is spliced from 4 exons. The record is from RefSeq and is a predicted model, not a curated record.
AGCUAACAGCAGAGAGAGAGAGAGAGAGAGAGAGAGAGAGAGAGAGGGUUCUCUGGGAAGCAGUGGCAUCUUCUUCAUCUCAAGCUCAGUCGCAUCAAGACAUAAACUGUGUUUGGGCAGAACAUUCUGAAAGAGUCCAUAUCUCAAAGUGGGUGAAGAAAGAGAAGAAUGAUGAUAUCUGUGCCUUCAUCAUUACCCAUUGCCAGUUGCUUCCCAACAAGAACUAUGCCAGUUUCUCCUCAAGAUUGCUUUAUUACUAGAAAAUCCAGCAAGAAGAAGAGAAAAUCAAGCUCCAGAUUGGUGGUAGUAGCAGUAAGCCAGUCUCAGCUAGAGAGAAGCAAGAGCACUGUUGAUAGAGAAAAGUUGAAAGAGAGGGAGGCAAGGGAGAGAAAGGAGGAGGUGAACCGCAAGGUAGCUUCUAAGAAGGCCAUCUCUAUUAUACUUAGGAAGGAAGCUGCCAAGGCUGUCAUUGAGAAGAAGCGUGGUGGCACCAACUCCAGGAAGCUACUUCCACAUACUAUUCUUGAGGCUUUGCAUGAGCGAAUCACUGCCCUCCGCUGGGAAUCUGCUCUCAAGGUCUUUGAGCUACUCCGAGAUCAACUCUGGUACAAACCUAAUACUGGUACUUACAUCAAACUAAUAGUCAUGCUUGGAAAGUGUAAACAACCUCAACGAGCCCAUGCCCUGUUCCAAGCCAUGAUCGACGAAGGCUGCAUAGUUAAUCAUGAAUCAUACACAGCACUUGCUUCAGCCUACAGUAGGAGUGGCCUCUUGGAUGAAGCAUUUUCCCUACUCAAUGAGAUGAAAAACACUAAUGGCUGCCAACCCGACAUCUAUACCUACUCCAUUCUUAUCAAGUCAUGCUUGCAAGUCUUUGCAUUUGACAGAGUCCAAGAGUUACUCUCUGAUAUGAAGAGCGAAGGAAUCAUGCCGAACACUGUCACAUACAACACUCUUGUUGAUGCUUAUGGUAAAGCAGGCAGGUUUGAAGACAUGGAAUCUACACUCAGGGAAAUGCUCCUGGAUGGCAGCUGCAAGCCUGAUGUUUGGACGAUGAACGCAACACUCCGAGCCUUCGGUGGCAGCGGGCAAAUUGAAAUGAUGGAGAAGUGCUAUGACAAGUUCCAAAGUGCCGGUAUCAACCCCAACAUCAAAACCUUCAACAUUCUCCUUGACUCUUAUGGCAAAUCUCAGAAAUACGAGAAAAUGAGCUCAGUGAUGGAGUACAUGCAAAAAUACUACUUCUCAUGGACUCUUGUCACCUACAAUGUUGUCAUUGAUGCAUUCGGGAGAGCGGGCGACCUUCGACAAAUGGAGUACAUCUUUCGGUUAAUGAAGUCCGAGCGGAUAAAACCGAAUUGUGUCACUUUGUGCUCACUUGUUAGAGCUUACGGACGAGUGGAAGAUGUCGAUAAAAUUAAAGGAGUACUAAGAUACAUUGAAAAUUCGGACGUUACUUUGGACAUUGUGUUCUUUAACUGCUUGGUUGAUGCAUAUGGGAGAGCAGGUUGCCUUGCAGAGAUGAAGGAGGUGUUGGAAAUAAUGAAGAGCAGUGGAUGCAAGCCUGAUAAGAUAACUUAUAGUACCAUGAUCAAGGCCUAUCAAGGAAGAGGAUUGAGAGAUCAUGCUCAAGAACUUCGUGAUGUUAUUAGACAAGAGAUUAAUGUUAAUUCUAGAAAGGUUUCUAGUUUGUAAAUUUAUAGGAAUUAAUAUUGGAAUAGCUCUGAUUUUUCUUGAAAAUUUGAAUUAUUAAAAUAAAAUUAUAAGUUAUUGAAAUUGUAUCAAACCGCACGGUUCCUGUAAUCGGGGAGCUGGAACUCUGUCAAAAGUUGUGAUUGGAUAAAUGUUAUGCUUGAUUUUUUUUUUUUUU